Boleophthalmus pectinirostris (great blue-spotted mudskipper) is the source of this 3520-nucleotide messenger RNA. RefSeq names its product ornithine aminotransferase, mitochondrial-like. Gene Ontology annotation, molecular function: L-ornithine transaminase activity; identical protein binding; pyridoxal phosphate binding. The transcript has 6 exons. NCBI's taxonomy places the organism in Eukaryota, Metazoa, Chordata, Actinopteri, Gobiiformes, Gobiidae. Gene Ontology annotation, cellular component: cytoplasm. The coding region runs from base 1017 to 1829 and encodes 270 amino acids. The record is from RefSeq and is a predicted model, not a curated record.
GAUACACCGAGGAGGCACUAGUUCAUUACAGGAGUACAAAUAUGUGGCUUUCUCUGAGAGUCUUCAUAUUUCACUGCUAAAUCUGGCUCAGAUCUUCCUUAAACAGAUUUAAUCUCAAAGCACUAACAUUAAAAUGAGCACACAUACUUGUAUAAUCCUCCAAUCACGUGCCAUCCAAAGGUACAAAGACAGGAGUGUGUCUAGGUUCCCUCAGCCCUAUGUUCCCACAUUUUCAAGUUUUUUUUUUUUUCUUUACAAAAUUAGGCUCUAUGUCCCUAAAUGUCCUUUAUCAUCAGUUUGCAUCAGAUUUUAUUCCCCUUUCUCCCAAUCUGGUCAUCAAUUACAACCAACCUAUUCUCCAGCAGCAGUUGACUGCAGAUGUAAUGCAGAUGUAAUGCAGAGGUCAUGGUGCAAAGGAUCCUAGGUUAAAAUGACUCUGAAUCAUCCAUUUAAAUGUAGUAUAAAAUAUAAAUGGUUUCAAUUAGAAAUUAGAACUUAGAAAUAAGAAAAAUCUUGGAAAUAAGGGAACAUAGAGCUGUGGGAACAUAGGGCUGACCCCACAUGGACCAAGUUGCUGUAAUUGUAAACUGUGUCAUCAAAAUGUAAUUCACUGAUUUGUUUUCAACCAAACUUCAGAGUAAAAUGUAAAUGUAUGAGUGAAAGGGACUUGUGUUUGAUUAUCCUGUCCUUAUGUCUGUCUCAUGUCCUGUGUUCCAUGUCCCAGUCCCUUUCCAAUCUCCUCUCUCACAUUAUGUCCUAUUUUCUCUGCCUCUCUGUCUUCUGUCCCAUAUCAUAUAGUCUGUUUUCCAUGUCCUCUGCCCACUUUCUGUCCUCUUCAUAUCAUGUCCUCUAUGUCUCACCUCCUCUGUCUUUUCUCCUCUUGUCCCUGUGUCUCUUGUCCCUCUCCAUGUGUGACCUUGUGCAUGUCCAUGGCCUGACCAUGGCUCUGUGGUUUCUGACUCUCAUGUUUUUUAAGUAGAUUCUGUUGUGCCAGCGGGACACAUUCCAGCUCAGUGAUGUGUUCUGAUGGGAACUUCUGGGGCCGCACUAUGGCCGCCUUCUCCAGCUCCUCAGACGUGAGCAGCACAGAGGACUUUGGGCCCUUCAUGCCUGGCUUCCAGCUCAUCCCAUACAACGACAUCCCUGCCCUGGAGAGGGCGCUGCAGGAUCCACACACCGCUGCCUUCAUGGUGGAGCCCAUCCAGGGUGAUGGGGGGGUGGUGGUGCCUGACCCUGGAUACCUGAUCCAAAUUCGACAGCUCUGCAACAAGCACAAUGUGCUGUGGAUCGCAGACGAGGUGCAGACUGGCAUGGGCAGGACCGGCCGCAGACUGGCUGUAGACCACGAGAACGUCCGCCCAGACAUCCUGAUCCUGGGCAAGUCUCUGUCCGGAGGAGUCUACCCUGUGUCGGCCGUGCUGUGUGAUGACCACAUCAUGUCCACCAUCAGGGUGGGGCAGUACGGCUCCACAUUCGGGGGGAACCCUGUGGCGUGCCGUGUGGCCAUGGCCGCUCUGCAGGUGAUGGAGGAGGAGAAGCUGGCGGAGAACGCAGCCAUCAUGGGCCGAGUAUUGCACAGCGGUCUGAGCAAACUGCCCAAAGACGUGGUCAAGGAAGUCAGAGGGAGAGGCCUCCUACAGGGACUGGUCAUCAGAGAGACCAAAGAUUGGGAUGCUUGGAAGGUGUGUCUGCGUCUCCGUGACAACGGACUGUUGGCCAAAAACACCAGUCACGGCUCGGUGAUCCGCCUGGCCCCACCCCUCAUCAUCAAGGAGCAUGAGAUGCAGGAGUGUGUGGACAUCAUCCAGAGGACCAUCAUGUCCUUCUGAGGCCUCGUCCGCACACAGAGACAUGCACAUAUGCACAUAUUUAAAUGGUCCAAUGGGUCAAAGCAAGGUGUUUUUAUACAAGACUUUAUACAGGAAGACUAAGGUUCAUUCAUCCUGGUAUUUCACAGCUUGCAGAGGGUCCACGCUCUGUGUUUACCCCAUGUGGAGGCCCUCUUGCUGACUUUUUCACUGUUGCACUUUGUCCAUUUUUUGGUGAAUUGUCACUGACUUCAAAAUAGUGGUUGUUGAAUAUACCAAAGAACAAAGGAGUGGAGCUGCUUCUGUUCUGAAUCCACAAGAGAAUGUGAUGAGGGAAGUGUAGUGACACUUACAUGUAAAGGCAUGACAGGUUUUCAUGUUUUUCUAAUUCUGACUUGGUUUGCUGGUGCUAACGAUUUUUAAGAGUUUUACAUCAGUUAAAUGUCCGUUUGUGGAAAAAGAAGGAAUAGACUGUAUAUAGACAUAGUAGAUAACCCAGUAGCCACAGCAUUCCAAAUAUGAAGUUCGACUCUGAUCGAUACUGAUCCUGGCUCCCACGGACUUACAUUGGAAUACUGUCGCCCCUCUCUCUGUAACUGCUGCUGUGAGCCUCAUCAUAUUGGUCUUAAAAUAUUCGUAUUAACCCGCUCUACAUGAUCCUGGUGUUUUUCAUUUAGCUAUUUUGUUUGAGUGGAGCUGGACACUGUCGGUGAUGUCACACUCGCUUAGUCCACUUUAUAUAGACUAUGGAGGGAAGUAGCAGUGAGUUCUAAAACUGAGAUAGAAAUGUAAUCUAUUAUGACAGUAAUUUAGACAAGUUUUGGCCCUUGUUGCCUCAUGAUGGUAACAGUUCUGGAAGUAUUUCUACAUAGAGUGUGUCUCUUAAGCUGCAUGUCCAAUCAGGAAGUCAAAUGAUAACAUCACUAGUUUAGUGAAGUUUAACUGUGAAAUGAGUCAAAGCUGACAUAUGCACUUAAAGGUAUGACAGUGUAUAAUGUUAAGACAUUUAUAUCCCGCUCAGUCAGGGAGGCAGCUGUCCUCCGUCUUUGAGCACAUGCUGUUGUUGAACUUAUGGUAAGCAAACGUCCCUAUUUACCCAGGACAGUCCCAGUUUUGAGCCUGUGUCCCCUAUCCCAGCAGAUUUAAACAAAACCACAGAUUUGUCCCAGUUUUAUACAAGAAACAACCCCGGGGUCCCUAUUUUUGAUAAAUUUGAUCCCUGCCAACAGUAAAAAGAGGCAUACAUUGUCAUUUGUUUAGGUAAAAUACAGUAAAAUGGGUUAGGGUUAGAAAAAAAUGUGACUAUACUGACUCACAUGUUUGUCAUGAAUAAGUCAUGAAUGGUCUCUGCAGAGCAAUUUUCCUUAAUUAUGCACUCGUUUCACAAUUUUAUUAUUACCAACCACCAAAGAAACAGAAUGUCCCAGUUUUUUUUAUUUUGAAAUUCUGGUCACCCUAGCUGAACCUGCUGUAAUUUUCCAUUGCUUAACACACUGCUUGGCCAAAAGGCACAUUGAUAACUGCAGAAUCCAUUAAUGUGGGAGUUUACUUUUAUUUAAACAAUAUAAGGGAAUAUAUUUUAGUACAAAACUUAAUAAUAAGUGCAUGUACAGGAGGUGGCUAACUCAGGGUUACUGCAUGUUUAUGUUAUAACGGGUAGCAAAAUUGUAAUCUUCUUGUAUGAUUUUGUGAAAUAAACAAAAUGUAAGUGC